Molecule: messenger RNA, 423 nt
Organism: Trypanosoma theileri
Lineage: Eukaryota; Euglenozoa; Kinetoplastea; Trypanosomatida; Trypanosomatidae
Exons: 1
Coding region: 1-423 (140 amino acids)
Source: RefSeq, a predicted model, not a curated record
AUGGGAGGAGGUUCAAGACACACAAACACGCACACUACCAACCCUCCUUCUCCUUGUGUGUGUGUGGACUGUCAUCAUGUGUGCAUCAUUCCCAUUGCUCGCCAUGUACGAAAGACACACACACACCUACUGCUGGGAAUUGUGUUCUUGCCUCCUGAACAUAUUCACAUGGUGAUCACGGCUCUCUUUAUGUUUUGUUUUCAUUUUAUUGUUUUUCCCAUGUGUGUGUUCCAUUAUAAUUUCAUUGCACGUCAUGUGCAUCUGUGUGUUUCUCUUUUGCGUUUCCGAUACACCUUGUGUAUCUUGUGUGUUCAUUUUUAUGGAAUGAUGUCUUUUUUUCAUUAUAUACAAACUGCUGCAGGGACAUCAAGAGUAAAGAUAUGGGCACAACACGUUCAGUGCACAAUGAUUUUCCGUUGUUAA